Antechinus flavipes (yellow-footed antechinus) is the source of this 1209-nucleotide messenger RNA. RefSeq names its product basic proline-rich protein-like. The coding region runs from base 1 to 1209 and encodes 402 amino acids. The transcript is spliced from 2 exons. NCBI's taxonomy places the organism in Eukaryota, Metazoa, Chordata, Mammalia, Dasyuromorphia, Dasyuridae. The record is from RefSeq and is a predicted model, not a curated record.
AUGAGCCGCCUGCUGCUGCCACCUCCUGACCCCUUCCCCUCAUCCCGCCGCCUGCGCCCGGCCCUGCUGAGUACUUGGGAGGAAGCUUCCUGGGAGCCCAACAGAGCUGGCCCGGGAAGCGCUCCCCCCGCCCCCCAGCCCCUCUUGUCCGAGUACCAGCGGCGCAGCUCUCCCCCGCCCGGCCCAGACCGGCUUGGCAACCAGCUCUGCCAGCCCCCCCCAACCCCCUCCAAGGAAACUGCCCCCGCCCCGGCCCUGGGACCCACCAGAUCUGCAGGCCGGCUGCCCGGGCUGCACGGUGCCUCCGGAGCCCCCUCGCCGGGCAGGCAGGUCGCUGCAGUCCCUCGGAGCGCGGGCGGCCGGGAGCUGGAGCUGGGCAGUGGAGAGGGAGCCAGAGCCCCCCGGGGAAGUGAAUGUGGGGGAAAGGCUGCGAGCGGGGAGGGGCUCAGAGGGCGUCUGCUGGAACAGCCCCGGCUGCUGCCAAGCUCCGCGUUGCCCGCCGGCCGGGAUCCGGCCUCCCGGGGGCAGCCUCCCACCCCCCCUGACUCCUCCCCAGCCCUCCCCCCGCCCGGCCGACACCCCCAUCCCCCAUCCCCCCCGGCGGGGCCCGCGCCGCUGCUCCCCGCCUGUCCUCACCCCCUGGCCGGGGUGCCCCUGCGCCCUGCGCUGCCCUCCCGGUCCCCCCAGCCCAAUCCCGGCAGCCUCGGAGCCGGGCCGCUGUCCCCACCCCCGGAGACACCGCUCCGGACACAACUCGCAGAGCAAAGGUCCCGGCGCUGCUGGCUGCUCCGGCCCGCGAUUGCGACACCCGCGAACUGGCGAGCGCCCACACGCACGCAACCUCCCCCUCUGGGCCGGGGCCAAGGCUCUGUCCGCUCCCGCCCGGCAGCCCCGGACUACCUGGCCCGGAGGCGGCAGCCCGGGAGCGGCCCCGGAGAGCCGCCCUGCGCGCAGGUGGGAAGCGAAAGCGAACUUCGGAGCGGCCGCCGAUCCCACCCCCUGCGCGCCCCGGCGCCCGGGGCCCGAGCUGGGGGGUGGGGGCGCAAGCCCGGAGCUGGGAAGGACCGGGAGGUCACGGGCAAGCGCGAGCGCUCGGUUUUUACAGCCGGUGACUCGCCCGUGCAAAAGUCGAUUCCAGACCCGGUCCUCGAACUCUCUACAACUCCCUUUGCGUCGCCGGGAGUAAUGACCUCGAGUGCAAAGCGCUAG